GCUUUUUAGCCCAGCCUGCAUCUAGGCAUCCACACAUUCUACACUCCUCAGUCUGCGGGCUACAUACCCCGAUCCGCGCAUCUCCUAUGACCCGUCUGCCGUAGCGCUUCUCACAAUCUCAACGAAUUUAUUCGCACUGCAGGUGGCGCUGUUUUUUUAAAAGAUGGCCGCUCCCGGCUCCUGGAUGCCCUGGGCGCUGCUCCUCGCCUCUCUGGCCUGCUCCGCUCUGUCCACCAACCUGGGUCCCACGCACCCCAAGAGGGCCUCCGGCUCGAGAGGAGGAGGGGGCGACAACAUCCUGCUCCUGGACCCUGAGAUGGGGGCGGGGGGUGGACACCACCGCAGGAAGCACGGUGGAGGUGGUGGUGGUGGUGGUGGCGGCGGCGGCGGUGGUGGGAGAAAUGGGAAGGCCAGUGCCUCACUGCUGUCCCACAGGCCCACAGUGCACCACCCUGCCCGGCCCGAAGACGACGGCCCGGGCCUGGAGGGGCUGAGCCCCGUGCGGCUGGAGAUGGGGCCGGGGGACAGGGAGCGGGAGAGACCCCACCGGGGGUUCAGAGGUGCCCCCUCCCACGCCCGAGACAACCACCCGCCCGGCGGAGAGCUGGGGAGGAAGGGCAGGAAGCACGGGCAGGGAAACGGGCACGCGCACGGGCAUGGGCAUGGGCAUCAGCACGGGCAUCUGCACGGCCACCUGCACGGACACGGGCAUCAGGCCGAACACAAGCGGCAUGGCGGACGGAAGGAGAAGGCCAGACAUGGUGAGGUCCGGGAGGGGUCAGGUUUUCCUCCCGAGCUCGAGUUGAAGGACAGGGACGUGCUCGUCGAGCGCUCCUCUACCCCCAACCAAAGCCCUGCUCUCCCCUCUCGCGACCCCUCCCCCGCCUCCCGCAUCCCCGUUGCCGUGGAGACCAGCGAGCAUUUCCCCACGUUACCCCCGGCCUCCACCAAACCCCAGAAGUCUGGUCGAGGGAAGGCCCAGGGCGAGGUGAUGCCCACUCUGGACAUGAACAUGUUUGACUGGACCGACUACGAGGACAUGAAGCCUGUGGGCUCCUGGCCCUCGUCCAAGAAAAAAGAUAAGCGUAAGAACUUGAGCAACACCAAUGUGACUGUCGAUGCCGAUGUCAUUGAGCCAUGUGACCACCACCUGGACUGUCUGCCUGGCUCCUGCUGCGACCUGAGGCAACAUGAAUGCAAGCCGCACAGCCGAGGGCUCAACAAUAAGUGCUAUGAUGACUGCAUGUGCGAGGAAGGCCUCCGUUGCUAUGCUAAGUUCCACCGGAAGCGCCGUGUGACUCGACGAAAAGGCCGCUGCGUGGAGCCGGAGUCCGCCAACAGCGACCAGGGAGCUUUCAUCACCAUCUGAGAGAAAGACAGAGGGUGUGUGUGUGUGGGUGUGUGUGUGUGUGUGUGUGUGGGUGUGUGUGGGUCUGUGUGUAAGGGAGUGGGAAAGACAUAAAAUGUGUGUGUGUGUGUGUGUGUGUGUGAGAGAGAGAGAGAGGGCGAGAGAGAGAAAGGACUGGAUGAAGAUGCUAACAAAUGGCCUACAUACCCACCUGUUUGUCAGGCACACAGUCCAAUCCUCACAGCAGGGGAUGGGGGAGGGAGAGGGGGUGGAUCAUGCCAAAUGCCAACAGUGCCAGCUAGCCUGGCCACCAUUCCUCCACACCCCCUGUCUUCCCAACCCCAUCCUACUGUGAGUGUAUGUACUGUGUGUCAAAGGUGAUUGUGCGAGCCUCUUGCUCUUCUGGUCUGCACUGUACAUAGUAGUCUCUGUCUAUGAGCCAAGCUGAGCGACCAUGUCUUUUUCUUCUUGUAUGGAUGUAACAUCCCAUCGUCAUGCUUCAGUGGUGCUUGUUAACGUCCAGAUGACAGAUGGCUGUUCCAUUUGUUCCGUUUUAAUAUGCUUUAUUUAUGCCAGUCUCUCAUAACAGGACACUUGUUUUUUCUAUUCUCUCUUUUUUGGUCUAUGCUUUUGAGGUGACUGAAGGACUCGUCGUUUUUGGGAGAGUGGAGUGUCAAAUCUGUCUGUUACUAGGGGAGAGGGCGAGAGACAGUGAUGGAUGUGUGUAGAUAAUGGCAGAGAUGAAUGACAAAUAGUUAGAGAUGGAGAGAUGGAUGGGUUGCCUGGUCUUUUGACAGUGAGGGGGCGUCCGUGAAGACAUGCCGUGCCAAUGGAGUAGCCUCUGUGCCGUUGCUGAUGCUGUUGUCACGGAGAAAGAUGGCCGCCUCCUUUCUCUAAACUCUUUCUUGUCUUUGAAUGAAAAAAAUCUACUCUGUACAUCUCACUUAUUGUAUGUCAUCUUUGUUUAUGAUGUUUUUUCACAGCUCAUCCUGUCCUAAUUAAAAACCUGAAAUGGUA
Messenger RNA from Sardina pilchardus (European sardine), 2365 nucleotides. It is a transcript of the gene draxina, whose product is annotated as dorsal inhibitory axon guidance protein a. The record is from RefSeq and is a predicted model, not a curated record. The transcript is spliced from 7 exons. Gene Ontology annotation, biological process: axon guidance; Wnt signaling pathway. NCBI's taxonomy places the organism in Eukaryota, Metazoa, Chordata, Actinopteri, Clupeiformes, Clupeidae. The coding region runs from base 164 to 1369 and encodes 401 amino acids. Gene Ontology annotation, cellular component: extracellular region.